This is a messenger RNA of Emiliania huxleyi CCMP1516, 714 nucleotides long. RefSeq lists its product as hypothetical. The coding region runs from base 1 to 714 and encodes 237 amino acids. The record is from RefSeq and is a predicted model, not a curated record. The transcript is spliced from 2 exons. Gene Ontology annotation, molecular function: protein binding. Lineage: Eukaryota; Haptophyta; Isochrysidales; Noelaerhabdaceae.
AUGAUACUCGUGGAUCUCGAUGACGAUCUGUUGAUAGCGAUUGUGGCGGAGUCUGACCUCGCUUCCGCGGUCGCCCUCAAACGAUGCAGCCGCCGCUUCAAGGGCCUCGCCACCCCGCUGGUGGCAAACGCCGUGGAAAGGAUGGACGAGAAGUGGCGGGACGCGGCAGCCAAAAUAGGCGGCCGAGGCGAAGCUGAGAUCACAAACGGGCUCGAGCGCAACGAAGUGCUGACCACCCUCUCGCUCUGGAGGAACAAGAUCGUCUUCGUCGAGGGCGCCAAGGCGAUCGCCGAGGCGCUGCGCGGCAACGGGGUGCUGAAAAACCUGGCAAUCAGCGGAAACAAAAUCGGCGACGAGGGCGCGAAGGCAAUCGGCGGCGCUCUCGCAGUCAACGAGGAGGCGGCCCUCGGCAUCGUGCGUGUCGAGCGGCAGCGCAACAAGCUGACCUCGCUGGGCCUUGCUCGCUGCAAUAUCGGCCCGACUGGCGCCGCAGAGAUCGCCGAGUACGUGUCGGGCAGUGCGGUGCUGAAAACCCCCUCCACAUCGGCGGCAACAAGAUCGACGACGAGGGCGCCGCUGCGAUUGCCGAGGCGCUAUGUGGCAAUAAGGGUGCUGACCAACCUCAACCUCGGCCAUAACAACAUCGGCCCCGAGGGCGCCAAGGCGAUUGGCGAGGCUCUCGCGGUAAUAAAAACGGACACCUCUACACUGUGA